AUGCAGCCUUCUACGUUUCAGGCAUCAUUCUGGUCACCCAGUGCCUCUGUUGACCGAUCCCCAAAUUUUUCUUACGGUGUCGAUGUUCUUUACAAAAAACUGACCCAAUCAACCGAAGAAAACCAAGCGAUCGCCGAAUAUGUAACACGGCGGUUGGCGGCUGAACAAGCUUAUGUAGACCACCUCAAGUCCAUUGUUAUCAGCAAACCUAACACUAGCACCGGCACCGGCACCAGCACCAGUACUAAUAUCAGUAGUCAGACCAGCAACAUCAGCAACGUUAGCAACACCAACAUACCCAAAGCAUUCGAAAGAGAUCUUGGUGGCGGACUCAAAAGAUGUUUCCAGAAAAUCAAAGACGAGAGCCAGGAAACUGCGCGUGGACAUCGAAUUCGUGUCGAAAGCCUAACAGACGAUGUACUCGAGCCUCUCUCACGGUUCUCGAGCCACUACAAACAGCUCGUGGAUCAGAGUAAAUCUCGUGUGGACAAGCAGAUUUCUGCGUUUGAACAGGCAGUUCAGAAAGUGGAGUUGGCCAAGUCGGCCUAUCAUGUCAAAUGCGGAACCCUCGACAGUCUCUGGCCAUCUGACCCUCUCAUGCCCUCGCUUUCGACCGGUACUAACACCAGUAACAGAAACAGCAACGCAACCAUGUCUUCCUCUUCAUCUUUGACUCCGACCUCCAGAAAACGCUCGGUCAGCUUCUUGCAUCACACGCUUUCCGGGAGAUCUGCGAAACAUCCCCACUGGGAAAUUGCGCACCUUCUGGACGAGUUACAUAAAGAAAGGCCAGGCGACCUGGACGGCAAACUUAUCCUGGACUGGAUUAAAGACCACCUGGCUGCCCUGUCCAACCCACACAUUCAGCCGCCCAGAAGCUCAACCGAAGAAGCAAUAGCAGUGUGUCACCAGCUCGUCGAGCUCCAGAUGCUUCAGCCUCUCAAAGGCAAUUCCUGUAGAUUCGAACCACUCGACACCACAAUCUACAGCGUGCAUCCGCAUGGCAUUGGAGGAUAUCACUUUCCAAUGGCCGAGUCACUCGAUCUCACAGAACCCCUCAAGAGCCCCACGGCCAGCAUCAGCAGUAAUCUGACUUAUUCUGGCGGAAGCUUCACUAGCCUGCUCGGAAGACUCGGACAACGCAGCCAACGAAACCAGGAAAAGCAAUUCCAGCUCGCAAACCAAGAAAUGAUGAUGGCCGAAAAAGUCUAUCGUGAAAGUGUCCAAUUAGCCGAGAAAAUGAGACUCCAGACUGAAGAAUCAUUGUCGUCUUAUUACGAUGAUAUGGAGAACCUCGAAUUAGAGCGUAUCGAAACCCUGAAGCAAAUAUUUGCCACGAUAACAACUUUGCUUGCCAAUACACUGCCACUGUUCAGCGAGACCUAUGACUGUAUCAAUAUAUACCAAGAAGCCAUUCGUCCAGACAAAGAAGUCCAGUUUAUUGUGGAGCAGUAUCGUACAGGUCGAUUUUGUCCUCGUCCAAUAUUGUAUGAAAAUCAUUAUGAAGGACCUGCUGUUGAUCAAGUCUUUGGAGUUGCUUUGGACGAGGUAGCUCAGUACAACCAAUCCCUCGUACCACCGUUUAUUGCCAAUGCAAUAAACUCUAUUGCCUCAGCUACAACCGAUCUUCAUGAAGAUGAACGAGAAAAGACAUGGACAACAAUGCUGCCUCUAGAUCUUGUUCACGCCGCCCGUCAAGAACUCAAUGUGUCACCAGAAAAGACAGCUUUAGACAAACUAGAGCGCUUUGAUGUCUUGGUACUUGCUUCUCUUGUACGACUCUACCUUUUGGAAUUACCCGAAUGUCUGUUGACAUUUGAGCUCUAUGAGCCUGCAAAGACAAUAUACCUCCAACAUAAUGAACAGAGUAUCGAAGAAGAAUGUCGAAUUACUUCUGUAGCCAAGAUGAUGACCACAUUAGCUUCUGCUAAUUUCUAUACCUUAAAGACCAUAAUUUACCACUUUCACACGCAAAAAGACAGCUUUCGUCUCAAUGCACUGGCUUCUUUGUUUGGACCAAUUUUGUUGCGCCCAGUAACAGAAUCUACAAAGAAUAUCCACGACAAGCAUCCUCAGCGACUUUUCCGUGAUCUUAUUAUCCACUUUGACAAGAUUUUCUCUCGAGACAUGCACAAGACACAAGAAGACAAUGUCAAUCGACGUGCGAUUGUGGCCAUUCCGGACCUCAUGAUCCGAUCCUCAACAUCGACUGAUCUAUCCUUCUUGCCCCCAUUGUCCCUUUGCCCCACUGAUGACAGUAGCGAUGAUUACUCUGACAAACCGAGAUUGUCUCGGGACGAUAGUCUCUCAGUGGCCAUAAGUGGGUUCGUGACUUCAUCCCCAAGAGAAAGUUUGACACUUGAGACAGGUCGGAAUCGGUCAUUCUUUUCUCUCUUGAGAAGACAGGAUCCUUCUGUAACCCAGCAAAAGAAAACACCACCGGCCAAUUUACGACUCCAGGCGUCCUCGCGAGUACCUCUGCCUUCACCGUUUUCUAUCACAUUGUUUGAAGAUCCCGAAGAAAGCAUAGCGGCCACACCACGGACUAGCCAGUCCAUAUCGGUCUCUGAUCAAACAUCCGUAACACUACAAAAUGGGGACAAUUAUUCGUUUGUCUGGGCGCGCGAAUUAGAGAUCCAGCCAUUUGAUGUUGACCCGUUGAGCCUGGACCCACUGUUUGUAAAUGAGCAUUAA
Molecule: messenger RNA, 2694 nt
Organism: Phycomyces blakesleeanus NRRL 1555(-)
Lineage: Eukaryota; Fungi; Mucoromycota; Mucoromycetes; Mucorales; Phycomycetaceae
Exons: 8
Coding region: 1-2694 (897 amino acids)
Biological process (GO): small GTPase-mediated signal transduction; cytoskeleton organization
Cellular component (GO): cell division site; cytoplasm; plasma membrane
Molecular function (GO): GTPase activator activity
Source: RefSeq, a predicted model, not a curated record